Ustilaginoidea virens is the source of this 2448-nucleotide messenger RNA. RefSeq lists its product as uncharacterized. The transcript has 2 exons. Gene Ontology annotation, cellular component: GARP complex. The coding region runs from base 1 to 2448 and encodes 815 amino acids. Gene Ontology annotation, biological process: retrograde transport, endosome to Golgi. NCBI's taxonomy places the organism in Eukaryota, Fungi, Ascomycota, Sordariomycetes, Hypocreales, Clavicipitaceae. The record is from RefSeq and is a predicted model, not a curated record.
AUGCUGAUCGCAGGCCUCGUGCCGGAGGGAGCAGUUGACUAUGACCCGAUGGAGCAUCUAAACAUGCUCUUCUCCCAACCUUCAACCGUCAAAUCAAUCAGCCAAGUCUCGAAAGCCCUAAAAGCACACGAGAAUGCUCUGUCCAGCGAAAUCAAUCGCCUCGAGCUCGAACAGGCGUACAAGCCGGACUCUAGCUUGGAGAGGAUGCAGUCGGCGCAGACUGAGCUGGCGCAGCUAUUCAGGAAGAUUGAGACGGUUCGGUCACGAGCGAUAGAAACAGAGCAAAACAUCACGGUCAUGACGGCAGAGAUCAAGCGAUUGGACGGCACGAAGCGGAAUUUGGCGCUGAGCAUGACGGCGUUGAAGAGACUGCAGAUGCUGACGACUGCGUACGAGCAACUGCGUGGGCUAGCAAAAGCAAGGCAGUACCGCGAAUGCGCUGGUCUUUUGCAGGCCGUGAUACAGCUCAUGAAGCACUUCAACAGCUACCGAAGCAUUGAGCAGAUUGCGACGCUAAGUCGCGAGGUGUCGGAGCUUCAGAGGGAGCUGCUGGAGCAGGUUUGCGAGGACUUUGAGAUGGCGUUUGCCAAGAGCGAGGUAUCCUCGAGGAAAAACAUGCUGGUGGAGGCGUGUCUCGUCAUGGAUGCGCUGGGCGAUGCGGCCAGGUCGAGAAUCAUCACCUGGUACGUCAAUACGGAACUGCGAGAAUACCGGCAAGUCUUCCGGGGAAACGACGAGGCGGGGAGCUUGGACAAUAUCGGACGGAGGUACGCGUGGUUCAAGCGCAUGAUGAAGACGCACGAGGACGAACACGCGGCCAUGUUCCCGUCGUACUGGCACGUGGGGGAAUUGCUGGCCACGACUUUCUGCGACGGGACCAGAGACGAUUUCAAAGCCAUACUGGAGAGGAGCGUGCGGCGCGUGGACGGCAGCAAGGUCGACGUGAAUCUCCUGUUGAGCUGCCUGCAAGAAACGCUCGGUUUCGAGCAGAGCAUCGAAAAGAAGUUCUCGAGCGGGCGCGAGCCGAGAGCGAGCAUCGACACGCUGAGCUCGGCAGAGGAGAAGACGUACAACUUCAACGGCCUCAUCUCGGUCGCGUUCGAGCCCUACUUGAGCUUGUGGGUCGAGUCCCAGGACAAGCAGCUGGCGGCCACGAUUCCCAGGUAUCGAACGCAGCCGCUGCUCCCUGCGGGCGAGGAAUUCUCACCCCAGGCCGUCAUUUCGUCGGCGAUUGAGCUGUUCCACUUUUACAAGCUCACCCUGUCGCAAUGCUCCAAACUCUCCACCAGCGAGCGACUGCUGGACCUUUCCAAGGUGCUGUCCAAGUACCUGGACGAAUACGCGCAGCAGGUCCUGCUUCCCGUCCUCCAAGCGGGGGGAUCCCAAGGCCCGUCCGUGCAGCAUGCCGUGCUGGUGUUGAACACUGCGGACUUCUGGCACGUCAACACGAACCAGCUGGAGGAGAACAUCAAGAAACGCAUCGACGGCGAGCUCGUUUCCAGAGUGGACCUGUCCUCGCAGUCGGACGCGUUCCUGGGGGUUGCCAGCGCCGCAGUGCUUGCGUUGGUGCACGUUGUCGAGGUGGACUGCGCGGCUACGUGGCGUGAGAUGAAGAACACGAACUGGAUGACGAUGGACAGCGCGGGCGACCAGAGCUCGUACGUGGGGGAGUUGGUGACGCACGUCAAUGGCAAGGCGGCAGAGAUACUGGCGGUGGUGUCCAAGCAGCAGUACGCGAGAGCGUUCUGCGACAAGCUGGUCGAGCAGCUGGCUACGGGUUACAUCAAUAACAUGGUGCAUUGCCGACCGAUUUCAGAAGUCGGCGCACAGCAGAUGCUCGUUGACAAGUACGCUCUGACGAAAGCCUUUGGCAACCUACUCUCCCACCACAACCCAUCCUCGGCGCAGCAGACGCCGCCAUCGAGCUUCGUCCGCCGCGUCGAGCACUCGAUGAACCGCAUGGACCCUCUGCUCAAAACCCUCCAGAUCAGGCAGUCGCCGCCAGAGGGCCUCGUCCAGGGCUACCUCAUCCACAUUGGCGACCGGUCCGACGCCAACUUCAAGAAGAUCCUGGACCUCAAGGGCGUCCGGAAACAAGACCAACCCCACCUCAUGGAACUGUUUGCCAUCCACAGAGACGGCAGCUCUCACGGAAAGCUGGUGCAAAACUCGCCCCUCCUGACGCCGCUCAUGUCGCCGAGCAGCGGUGGCCUGGGGCCGGGAGGAAGCGGCAUUGGUGGGGUGAACGCCGGCGCAAGAUUCGACGCGGGUUCCCUGGGGGAGAAGUUGCUGAGUGCGGCGAGGGACAUUGGCACGACGACAACAGGGCAGAGCGUCGAAAAGGCGACGAUGAAUGAGAAUCUAAGAAACUUUGGGAAAUUCUUCAGGAGGGACAUUGGUGGGUUGGGGGUGAGGUUUGGCAAGAGCGGCGAGGAUGGGCGGUCAUGA